Molecule: messenger RNA, 5536 nt
Organism: Musa acuminata AAA Group (dessert banana)
Lineage: Eukaryota; Viridiplantae; Streptophyta; Magnoliopsida; Zingiberales; Musaceae
Product: ABC transporter C family member 2-like
Exons: 29
Coding region: 380-5263 (1627 amino acids)
Biological process (GO): transmembrane transport
Cellular component (GO): membrane
Molecular function (GO): ATP hydrolysis activity; ABC-type transporter activity; ATP binding
Source: RefSeq, a predicted model, not a curated record
UCAGUUAUCGUUCAUCAUUCAUCGUUGCCUCAUAAGAGCGUAAGGGAAGCGACAAGCGGUCGACGACGUCGCCGUCUCCUCUCUCGAAACUCGUAAGCGCUUACCUCCGCCGGGUGCCCGCCAUCGUCGAUCGCUGCCGCCUCCAGGGAAAGAGAACCAUUAAAAGGAUUUCGGAAGCAGGGAACCUCUGUUUCACCGCACCCGGUGUAAUGAUAAAGAAGGCGAGGACGUUCCCCACCAAAGGCACACGGGAUUGAUGCCCACCACCGGCCGGCCGGCCGUCCAUCCCGCCUACCUUCCCCUGUAGUUGAUUGAUUCUUGGAGUUGCUAUUUGAGGUCUGCUCAGUGAAGGAGUUGCGGUUUGAGGUUCUUGGAAGCCAUGGGUUUCAAGCCGCUGGUCUGGUACUGCCAGCCAGAGAAGAAUGGAGCUUGGGCGAAGGUGGUUGAAAACGCAUUUGGUGCGUACACACCCUGUGGCAUGGAGAGCUUGGUCGUUUGCAUCUCUCAUUUGGCCCUUUUUGGUGUCUGUUUCUAUCGAAUAUGGAGGACCAAGAGGGAUCUCACCGUCCGGCGAUACUGUCUGAGGUCUCCAUAUUAUAAUUAUUUGUUGGGCCUGGUUGCUGCGUACUGCACAGCGGAGCCGUUGUUUAGGAUGGUAAUGGGCUUUUCGAUCACAAACUUGGAUGGACACACAGGUCAGGCUCCCUUUGAGGUACUUUCACUGCUCAUCGAGGCUGUUGCUUGGUGCUGCAUGUUUGUGAUGAUAGUACUGGAGACGAAGAUUUAUAUUCACGAGUUUCGGUGGUAUAUCCGUUUCAUAGUUGUCUAUGUACUGGUUGGUGAAAUUUCUAUGUGCAAACUUGUUCUCUCUGUGAGACAAUACUAUGACAAAUCGAUCUUUUACCUGUACACCAGUGAGAUCGUGUCCCAGUUUUUGUUUGGUAUCCUUUUGCUGGUCUAUGUUCCUAGUUUGGAUCCUUAUCCUGGCUAUACUCCAAUUAGAACUGAGGCAUUGAUUGAUGACAUGGACUAUGAACCACUUCCUGGAGGGGAGCAGAUUUGUCCUGAGAGGAAGGCCAACAUACUUUCCAGAAUAUUCUUUUCAUGGAUGACUCCUCUCAUGCAACAAGGCUUUAAGAGGCCCAUCACUGAGAAAGAUAUUUGGAAAUUAGAUUCAUGGGACCAGACAGAAAUACUGAAUAGCAGGUUUCAGCAAUGUUGGGCUGAGGAAUCUAGGAAACCCAAACCUUGGCUGUUGAGAGCAUUGCACCGCAGCCUUGGGGGAAGAUUUUGGCUUGGUGGCUUUUUCAAGAUUGGUAAUGAUGCAUCUCAAUUUGUUGGUCCAUUAAUUUUGAACCGUCUUUUGCUGUCCAUGCAACAAGGGGAACCGGCAUGGCAUGGAUACAUUUAUGCUUUCUCAAUUUUUGCUGGAGUGUCAUUGGGAGUCUUAUGUGAAGCACAAUACUUUCAGAAUGUCAUGCGUGUUGGCUUUAGAUUGAGAGCUACCUUGGUUGCAGCUGUGUUUAGGAAAUCAUUACGAUUAACCCAUGAGAGUCGCACUAAAUUUUUAUCGGGAAAGAUUACCAACUUGAUGACAACUGAUGCAGAGUCACUUCAGCAAGUGUGCCAACAGCUCCAUAGUAUAUGGUCAGCUCCUUUUCGGAUUACCAUUUCAGUUAUUCUUCUUUACCAGCAGCUGGGAAUUGCAUCUCUUGUUGGUGCAUUUGUGCUGGUUCUUCUAAUUCCUAUACAGACAUUUGUGAUAAGCAAAAUGCAGAAACUUUCAAAGGCAGGUUUGCAACAUACUGACAAGAGAAUUAGUCUUAUGAAUGAAAUAUUGGCUGCUAUGGACACAGUGAAAUGUUAUGCGUGGGAGAAAAGCUUCCAGUCAAAAGUUCAGAGUAUUCGUAACGAUGAGCUUUCAUGGUUCCGCAAGGCUCAGCUGCUAGCAGCGUUCAAUAGUUUCAUUCUGAACAGCAUUCCAGUUUUGGUUACAGUGGCCUCUUUUGGGGUGUAUUCUCUUCUUGGAGGGGAUUUAACGCCUGCAAAGGCAUUUACAUCACUUUCAUUGUUUUCAGUGUUAAGAUUUCCUUUGUUCAUGCUUCCGAAUCUAAUAACUCAGGUUGUCAAUUGCAAUGUCUCACUUAAACGUCUAGAGGAGCUUCUCCUAGCUGAAGAGAGAAUUCUUUUGCCGAAUCCACCUCUUGAACCACAGCUUCCAGCAAUCUCAAUCAAGAAUGGAUACUUCUCUUGGGAUUCAAAGGCAGAGAGGCCUACACUAUUCAAUGUGAAUGUGGACAUACCUGUUGGUAGCUUGGUUGCAAUAGUUGGAAGUACCGGAGAAGGAAAAACAUCUUUAAUAUCAGCAAUGCUAGGAGAACUACCACCGGUGGCUGGAACUGAGACAUCAGCGGUCAUACGAGGAACUGUUGCUUAUGUUCCACAAGUUUCAUGGAUAUUCAAUGCUACUGUACGUGACAACAUAUUGUUUGGAUCUCCUUUUCAACUAUCACGCUAUGAGAAGGCAGUUGAAGUUACUGCAUUACAACACGACCUUGAUUUGCUCCCAGGUGGUGAUCAUACGGAGAUUGGUGAAAGAGGAGUCAAUAUCAGUGGUGGGCAAAAGCAAAGAGUUUCCAUGGCAAGGGCAGUAUAUUCAGAUUCGGAUGUAUAUAUAUUCGAUGAUCCUUUGAGUGCACUGGAUGCUCAUGUUGGUCGACAGGUUUUUGAUAAAUGCAUCAAGGAUCAACUGAGAAAUAAAACUCGAGUCUUGGUAACAAAUCAGUUACAUUUUCUACCAAAUGUGGACAAAAUUAUCCUGGUUCAUGAAGGAAUGGUGAAAGAAGAAGGUACAUUUGAAGAACUUUGUUCUAGUGGAAUACUAUUUCAAAAAUUAAUGGAAAAUGCUGGGAAAAUGGAAGAGCAUGAAGAAGAAAUACAAGGUGAAAGUGCUGAAGAGAAUGCAAAAUCUUCUGAAAAUGGAGAGGUCACAAAGAUGGUGAAUGCUUUAUCAAAGAAGGAAGAGAAACCGAAUAAAGGGAAAGAAGGAAAAACUGUGCUUAUCAAACAAGAGGAACGUGAAACAGGUGUUGUUAGUUUGAAGGUUCUGGCGAGGUAUAAGAAUGCGUUGGGUGGAAUGUGGGUUGUUCUUAUACUUUUCUCUUGUUAUACCUUGACUGAAAUUCUACGGGUUUCAAGUAGCACAUGGUUAAGUGUUUGGACAGAUCAGAGCUCUCUAAAGAGCCAUGGGCCUGGAUUUUACAAUUUGAUUUAUGCAUCUCUUUCUUUUGGUCAGGUACUUGUGACUCUGACAAACUCUUAUUGGCUCAUUACUUCAAGCCUUUAUGCAGCCAAGAGGUUGCACGAUGCCAUGCUUCACUCUAUAUUAAGAGCCCCAAUGGUGUUCUUUCAUACCAAUCCACUUGGACGCAUAAUUAAUAGGUUUGCGAAAGAUCUUGGUGAUAUUGAUCGCAGUGUUGCAGUCUUUGUUAAUAUGUUCCUUGGACAAAUCUCGCAACUUCUCUCAACUUUUGUUUUAAUUGGCAUCGUGAGCACUACUUCUCUGUGGGCAAUAAUGCCACUUCUGAUUUUGUUCUAUGCAGCCUAUUUAUAUUAUCAGAGUACAGCACGUGAAGUGAAGCGUUUGGAUUCCAUUACUAGAUCACCCGUUUAUGCACAAUUUGCAGAAGCAUUGAAUGGUUUAUCAACAAUCCGAGCAUACAAAGCAUAUGAUAGAAUGGCUAGUAUCAAUGGUAAAUCAAUGGAUAAUAAUAUAAGAUUUACACUUGUUAAUAUGGGUGCUAAUCGGUGGCUUGGCAUUCGGUUGGAAACAUUGGGAGGCAUCAUGAUAUGGUUCACAGCUACUUUUGCUGUCAUGCAAAACCAACGUGCAGAAAAUCAGAAAGCAUUUGCAUCAACUAUGGGUCUACUUCUUACUUAUGCUUUGAACAUUACCAACCUACUUACAGCUGUUCUAAGACUUGCAAGUCUUGCUGAAAAUAGUUUAAAUGCUGUUGAGCGAGUUGGAACUUACAUAGAGUUGCCUUCUGAAGCUCCUGCUGUUAUUGAAAACAAUAGACCACCUCCAGCUUGGCCAUCAUCUGGGACUAUCAAAUUUCAAGAUGUCGUUCUUCGUUACAGGCCAGAACUUCCCCCUGUUCUUCAUGGCAUAUCAUUUACAAUUGAAGCAAGUGAAAAGGUUGGAAUAGUUGGUAGGACUGGGGCUGGUAAAUCUAGCAUGCUCAAUGCUUUGUUCCGCAUAGUGGAGAUGGAAAGAGGAAGAAUAUUUAUUGAUGAUUGUGAUGUUUCUAAGUUUGGCCUUUGGGAUUUGCGAAAAGUGCUUGGAAUUAUUCCACAAUCACCAGUUCUAUUUUCAGGAACUGUCCGAUUUAAUCUGGAUCCCUUCAGUGAGCACAAUGAUGCAGAUCUUUGGGAGGCUUUAGAGAGGGCACAUUUAAAAGAUGUCAUUCGGAGGAAUUCAUUGGGACUUGAUGCAGAGGUUUCAGAAGCAGGUGAGAAUUUCAGUGUUGGACAAAGACAACUUCUGAGUCUUGCUCGAGCAUUGUUAAGGAGAUCAAAGAUUCUUGUUCUGGAUGAAGCAACAGCAGCGGUGGAUGUUAGGACUGAUUCUCUUAUUCAGAAAACAAUAAGAGAAGAGUUCAAAUCAUGCACAAUGCUCAUUAUAGCUCAUCGUCUGAAUACCAUCAUCGACUGUGAUCGAAUUCUUCUCCUCAGUGCCGGACAGGUUUUGGAGUUUGACACUCCAGAGACCCUUCUAUCAAAUGAAGAAAGUGCUUUCUACAAAAUGGUUCAGAGUACUGGUGCUGCCAAUGCCCAGUAUUUACGGGGUCUGGUCUUUGGAGCGGGGGAGAACAGGUCGAGAAGGGAGGAGAUCAAGAGACAAGAAGGUGAACGGAGAUGGCUGGCGUCUUCACGCUGGGUAGCUGCUGCCCAAUUUGCACUUGCGGUCAGCCUGACAUCCUCACAGAAUGACCUCCAUCAGCUGGAGAUUGAUGAUGAAAACAACAUCCUUAAUAGAACAAAGGAUGCCGUGAUCACAUUGCAGAGCAUUUUGGAAGGGAAGCAUGACACUGAAAUCGAAGAAAAGCUUGAACAGCACAAUGUCCCUAGCAGUAGAUGGUGGUCAUCACUCUAUAAAGUGGUUGAAGGUCUUGCAAUUAUGAGUAAACUGGCACGGAACCGUCUCCAGCCUGGUUCCGAAUUUGAAGACAAUUCAAUCGAUUGGGACCAAGUGGUGAUGUAGCAAAUGCAGUCAUCUUCCCUCGAUGAUCGCCGGAGUUUGGGAGGAUUCAAUGGUGCUUUUAGUGCAGAUGCAUAACCAAGAAUUGCUCCCUCGGUAAGCAGGUGAUUUGAUUGUUCAAAACACUGAUCUGCUUUUGUAUGAGGUGUCAAGUAGUCUUCAAGAACAAAGAUGUUAGUUAGUGUGCUUCUUUUGACAAAGGGAUGAGUUAUAAAUCAGACUACAACAAUAUGCAUUUACAUUAACAACUAUAAAAGGCCAAUGCAGUUAGCCUCC